Messenger RNA from Notodromas monacha, 1368 nucleotides. The record is from the annotation of a GenBank genome assembly. Lineage: Eukaryota; Metazoa; Arthropoda; Ostracoda; Podocopida; Cyprididae.
CCGUCGACGGGCAUGUCGUCGAGCGCUUUGAACGGAGGGAACAGCGGCGAAGACGGAAGUAGGUCCGGGCGUCUGCGCACCGUUUCCGUUGCUGCAACGGCUGCUGUGCGAAUGAAAAAUCCUGCUGCGAAACGACGUUACACUUUUGCCAACGGAUCUGGGAGUAGGUCCUUGUCCUUUCCGAUUGAGUCAAUUGGCAGUAAAUGGCCGGUAAAUUCUGGGGACGAGGAUCAGGACCGUGGCCUCUCCAACUCACGGUAUCAUCCAACGUCCCAGAGUUUCCUUGGUCUUUUUUCUGAGCAUCAGGCUGUCGGUUGGGACUUGAAGCAGAGAGGAGGUCACAGCAAGCCGGGCGGAAGAAGCGUGUCUGUUUCGGAUCGGUGUGGGAGUCCGGUAUUCGGUGGUUCCUCUCAUGCCGCACAUGUUUCCGGCCUGAUAAUUGCCGAGUCCUCGACGCCUGCGAUGACGACGACGAUGACUGGCGGUGACGAAACUGCGGCCAGCUGCGGAGGAGGGUUGACGACGGCAUGUAGUCCAAUUGUGGAGGAAGACCAUGUCGCAAGGGAUCGGAGCGGAAGCGGCUUUUCCGAGACAGGAGGACCCUCGUCCAAUAUGCACAGCAAUGCGUCCAGCAGUGAUGGAUCAUCUCUGAGGCAUCGCAGUGACUCUCAGCAAUCGGUGCACGCCGGUCAUCGGGAUUCUGCCCAACGUGGGUCCGUCCACAGCGAGUCCGUGUUGAUGCAGAAAAUCCACCAACGGCUCGGAACUUCGUCGUCGUCGUCGUCGUCGGCUUCGUCUUCGACGGCCCCAAAAGACGUCCAUCGACGCUCGCAGGGUUCAGCGAGCUUCGAAGGAAUCGGGUCCAGCAGGAGCAACAGCAUCGCCCGAGCUCGUCCACGUUCCUCCAGCAGCAGUGCUGAGCUCAGCAGUAUUAUUCAGCCCAGCAGCUUCCCUUAUUUCUUCCUUUUCAACAGUGUCUGGAAAUGGAGUAGAGCGCAGACCAUGUCUUUCAUGCGCUUGAUUCUCUCCGCGCUGUGCUUCUUCGUGGCCUUGGGCAUCCUCGGAUACACAUUCGCAAAUAUGGCUGAGUUGACCGUCUCAUCGCAAGUGUGCGAGUACCCCAAUCUCGGAUUGGGGGUGAAACGUCAGAGACCGUGUCCACUCUGAUGAGCACGGGGGUGAAGAAUUGAUUGGACGCCAGAAACUGACGAAGAGGAGUUGAGAAACGUUGCAAAAUUCUCCAUCGAACGUUGUUUUUCGGUUUAAUUCUUGAUAUAUAUUUUUUGUGAAAUGAACGAAUCGUGAUAUUCUCGGUGAAAGGUUCUGCGAGUAUCCAAAGCAGACUUGCUUCCGUUCGUUCUCUGCGUG